Molecule: messenger RNA, 1824 nt
Organism: Elgaria multicarinata webbii
Lineage: Eukaryota; Metazoa; Chordata; Lepidosauria; Squamata; Anguidae
Product: vomeronasal type-2 receptor 116-like
Exons: 5
Coding region: 1-1824 (607 amino acids)
Biological process (GO): G protein-coupled receptor signaling pathway
Cellular component (GO): plasma membrane
Molecular function (GO): G protein-coupled receptor activity
Source: RefSeq, a predicted model, not a curated record
AUGGGUGGGAUCAACAAAGACGCCAAGUUAUUACCCAACAGCACACUGGGAGCCAAAAUCUAUGACAAUUUUUUCAAUGCAAUAUGGACUUACUGGACCACUCUGGAUCUGCUAUUCAGAGGACUGAGGAAUCCUUCUACUUACAAAUGUAACAGGAAAGAGGAACCCAUGGCUGCCCUUGGUGGGCUCAACUCCCAAACAUCCAUCCAGAUGGCCAAUAUCUUAAAUAUCUUCAAGAUUCCACAGCUCAGCUAUGGCUCCUUUGAUCCAGUGUUGAGUGAUAAAAAUCAGUUCCCUUCUUUCUACCGGAUGGUCCCAAAUGAAGAUCCUCAGUAUGUCGGGAUUGUUGGGCUGCUCAAGCAUUUUGGAUGGAAUUGGAUUGGCCUCAUUGUUUCAGAGGAUGACAGCGGAGAAACUUUCCUUCGGACCCUGAGGCCACGGCUUCUGCAGAACACUAUCUGCAUUGCUUGGACUCAAGUGAUCCCAACAGUGACACAAUAUUUACCAAAUAAGAUAAUCCAAGGAAAAUUGCUCCCAAUUAGUAAUACCCUCUUAUUGAGUGACAUCAAUGUGAUCCUUGUGUAUGGGGAUGGUCAGUCCGUGGAGGGUUUACGAAUGGUUUUGUACUCAGCUGAGUUCUUUAAUAUGCGCCCAUUGGAAAGACUUCACUCUUUUCUCAGGAACAUCAGAUUUAACAAUAAUGCAAAGGAAGAAAUAUCCUUCAAUGAGAAAUGGGAGCUUGCAAGUGGAUUUGAUAUCAUCAACCUGGUCACAUUUCCCAACCAAUCCUUCCAGAGAGUCCGAGUUGGAAAGAUGGACCCUCAAGCUCCUGCAGGCAAAGAGUUCAAAAUCAAUGCAAGUGCUGUUACAUGGAACCCCAAGUUUAAGCAGGUGGGUGUGAGAAUUAUGUCAAAUGCAGACCAAUGUGAGAAGUGCCCAGAAGAUCAGUAUCCAAACAAGAACCAGGAUCAGUGUAUUCCUAAAGUCAUAAGUUACUUAGCCUAUGAGGAGCCUUUGGGGGCAAUUCUUGUUUCCUCGGCUCUUUUCCUUUCUGUAAUCACAGUUGUGGUGUCGUGGAGCUUCAUUCAACAUCAAAAUACUCCCAUCGUCAAAGCCAACAACUGGAGCAUCACGUGUGCCCUGCUCUGUUCUCUGCUGCUCUGCUUCCUCUGCUCCUUCUUGUUCAUUGGGAGGCCUGGGAUGGUCACUUGCCUUCUGAGGCAAACUGUGUUUGGCAUCGUCUUCUCCAUUGCAGUUUCUUGUGUGUUGGCCAAAACCAUCACUGUGGUUUUGGCCUUCAUGGCCACAAAGCCCAGGAACAGAAUGAGAAAGUGGCUUGGGAAGAGGCUGGCAGUAUCAGUCAUCAUUCUCCCUUCUCUUCUCCAAGCUGGCAUCUGUGCAGUGUGGUUUGUAAUCUCUCCCCCCUUCCCAGAGUUUGACAUGCAGUCCCAGAUUGGGCAGAUCAUAGUGCAAUGCAAUGAAGGCUCAGACAUCAUGUUCUACCUUGUCCUGGGCUACAUCAGUUUUCUGGCUAUCGUCAGCUUCACGGUGGCUUUCUUUGCCAGAAAGUUGCCCGAUACUUUCAAUGAAGCCAAGCUGAUCACCUUCAGCAUGUUGGUGUUCUGCAGUGUUUGGGUGUCCUUUGUGCCCACCUACCUAAGCACCAAGGGGAAAUACAUGGUGGCCGUGGAGAUCUUCUCUAUCUUGGCCUCUGGAGCUGGCUUAUUAGGUUGUAUCUUUCUUCCCAAAUGCUACAUUAUUAUAUUUCAACCUGAGUUAAACACUAGACAGCAGUUGGUGAGGAAAAAGAAUGAACAGCUUUGA